AUGUCAAGUCCUGCAGGAAUCUCGAGGUGUGCUACGUUCGCCCCAGGUAGCCCACUUAUCCCACCUCGGCCACCUCCAGGCUAUGCAUCCCUCCGCGUCUUGCCUUCCGAGAUACUCCUGGAGCUCACUAUUUCCAACCGCUGCGGACAGGCGUUCAGAUGGCGAGCCAAUGAUGUAUGGGAGCCGGUCGAUCGAGAGGAGGCAAAAAGGGACACUGUCUAUCCAGCUGGAAAUUCAUCCUCAGUGGUGACGAAGGAUGAGAGCUUGGUAGAUGCUGCCGUUGCGAAUCGCCCCAUCAAGGCGGAUCCAGACGAAAACGAUACAUCAUCUGCAUGGCCCGACGCAGAACAUGACGACGUGGGGGUGAAGGCCGAGCAUGGGCAGAAGAAAGAGUCCACUUCGUCACUUACCGGUGAUGUCGAGUGGCAACGGUGGACCGAGUACUCAAUGGCGCUAUCCGAUCGAGUGAUCCUGCUGCGCCAAGACGUCUCUAGAGGCUACGUCUACCAUCGUACACGGCUUCCCGAUGCGAUUGAGGCUCAGCUUAGCGGACAUGAUUACGUCGAGCUAUACGAAAGGGGCACAGAUGCUUGGCUCAGAGACUAUCUCAAUCUCCGAGUGCCGCUGGAUCAAAUGUACCAGGAGUGGGCGGACAAGGACAAAGUGUUUGCAAGAUUUGCCAAGCGCUUUGCAGGCGUCAGGAUGCUUAGACAAGGUAAUUUUGGAUGAACACAUGGCGCUGCAUCCUUGCGUAGGGACAGCCCUUUUGCUCAUUUGACUCUCUUCCCACCUCGCGGCAGAUCCGUGGGAGUGCUUGUGCGCAUUCAUAUGCUCCAGCAAUAACAACAUCGCACGGAUAGGUCAGAUGGUUAUGGCACUAAGCCAUCGAUACUCUCCGCCUCUCCUCACGCUGGAAUAUCCCCCACCUCCGCCGACCACUGGCACUGAUGCCACUUCCACGGGCGUUGAAGCGGGACCGACGCGAAUAACGUACCACCCCUUUCCUGCUGCCGCAGCCCUAACUUCCGAGGAUGUGGAAGGCACGCUGAGGAGCGAGCUUGCUUUCGGAUAUCGAGCAAAAUACAUUUGGCAAACAGCCCGAGUCCUCGCUCAAACACAUGUGGGCCCGGAGCCGGACUGCGGAUACGAGUGCAGGCUCGCAUUGGAAGGUUUGAAUCUUGCUCCUGUUCAUGUGACUACACGGAAUCUGUCAAGACCUGCGACUCCGCCUCCUACUCCGCGGAAGAGGAAGCGUACGAAAACGGAUGCUAAUCGCUUUGCCAAAGAGGGUGACGGCAGCGCUUCGACAGAAAGCAGUCGCUUGCAGACGACACACUCGCCCACGUCUUUCCUACACUCCUUGAGAUCCAUGACAUACCCUGGAGCCCGUGCGGAGCUGAUCAAGUUCCAGGGAGUCGGGCCAAAAGUUGCAGAGUGAGAAGAAGUGGAGAGAACGCUGUGGGUGGUUGCGCGGCUGAUAGCUUGUUUCCGUUUGAUGUCAUCACAGCUGCAUCUUGUUAAUGUCGAUGGACCAGCCCUCUAGCAUUCCCGUCGACCGGCACGUCUAUCAGGUGCGUCUUUGGUCUGUCGUGCGCGCUUGACUAAAGGCUGUCGAGCUACGAAACUGACUCGUCUUGCCCUACCAACGAAGUUCGCGGCGCGCUGGUACGGCAUGCGGGUGAAAGAAGGCACCAAGGGCUACGAAGAGCUCGCCGAUCGCUUCAGGCAGCUUUGGGGGGAGUAUGCAGGCUGGGCACACUCGGUGAUUUUUACCGCGGAUUUGCGCUCGUUUCAGAACUUCAAAGUCGAGGCUGUGAAGGGCGAGAAAGUGAAGCAGGAAGACUUGAGUAGCUCAAUUGAGCUCCCCGGGCUCAACACGAUUGACGCCAAGCCUUUCGUUCCGACACCUCCGACUGCUCCUCUCGUUGCUGCACAGCCAGAAUAUGAGAUGCUACUCAAGCCAGUUGACAAGAGCAGCUAUCAUCGACCGCGACGACCAGUAUCGAGGCGCGUUCAAACCCUUGAAUCUGCUAGCGCUGGCAAAGAACCCACACAUCGGUCAACGCUGGAGGGAAAGGCCAGCUGUCCACUACGGCCUUCCUCUCAAGCGCAGACAAGCAGCCCUGCUGAGAAUGCCCACGGCGAUGCGACGCCUUCGACAACGAUGGCGGAUAGAGUCAAGAUCACGCGGCGGAAAAGGGCGUAA
Ceraceosorus bombacis is the source of this 2206-nucleotide messenger RNA. The record is from the annotation of a GenBank genome assembly. Lineage: Eukaryota; Fungi; Basidiomycota; Exobasidiomycetes; Ceraceosorales; Ceraceosoraceae.